Molecule: messenger RNA, 7302 nt
Organism: Harmonia axyridis
Lineage: Eukaryota; Metazoa; Arthropoda; Insecta; Coleoptera; Coccinellidae
Gene: rho-5
Product: inactive rhomboid protein 1
Exons: 15
Coding region: 516-5228 (1570 amino acids)
Biological process (GO): regulation of protein secretion; regulation of epidermal growth factor receptor signaling pathway
Cellular component (GO): endoplasmic reticulum membrane
Molecular function (GO): serine-type endopeptidase activity
Source: RefSeq, a predicted model, not a curated record
GGACAUCGAUUCACGCAGCCUUGUCCGCGAAUCUAUGUCGCGAACGGACUGAAAACUCGGAUUAUUUUAUCGUUUUUGUUGAAAAUUCCGGUGAAAAUUUCUGUUUUCCGAUGAAAGAUCGGUGGGACAGUGGCACAGAGUGCAGUUUGUGAUUGUGGCAUGAACGGGGUUUGAGUUUUUGUGAAGGUAUCGAUUCAAAACAUCUUAUUGUAACGGCGGUGGUGGUGCCAGUUGACAGAACCGCUUCAGCUCUUAUCUCAUGAGACAGAAGGGCCUCGUUCACUACUGAACAGCAAAGGGGGUGGUGCAGCUCGGUGAUGUUAACCAAAUGAAUAAUACUAGUUCCGUCGUCUGCUGAACAUCGAUUUUGGAUCAUUUCUCCAUCCCAACGGACUAUAUAUCAUUAUGCUGUAGGCGGGGUUGAGGGGGUGACACCCCCUCUUGACCGGCGCCGCCACUACGGAUCACCACGGCGACCGUCACAGAUGUCCUGACUUCAGGCCAGGACCACCAAAAUGCCAGCAGAGGACGACUAUAGCCGAAGACAGAUCCUGCAACAUUCUACACCUGUUUCCCCGUCCCCUGCAAUCCGGCCUCAGUACCAUACGUCUAAUUGCGUCUCAGCUUAUUCUCCCGAUCGCUAUCCUAACAAUGUGCAUUGCGAUAGAUACGCGGCAGGUUACGCACCCGAUCGCAACCAAUCGGAGCGCUACAGCGGAGACAGGAACCAACCGGAUCGUUUCGCCGCCGAGAGGAACCAGCCGGACAGGUUCGGACCGGGUCGGAACCAAUCGGAUCUCUUCGGUGCCGACGCUGGACGUUCGGAACGGUUCGGAUCGGAACGGAGCCAGUCGGAUAGAUUGCCGAGCGGGGAGAGAUACCAAGGAGUGUCGGAAAGAUAUCCAUUGGGGGAAAGACCGCAGACUUCUAUAUCUUCCGAUAGGCUGGUUGCGAAUCAGGUGGCCCAAGCUUAUCAAGCAGAUAAUAGAUUCAUCACAUACCACCGAUAUCCAGAAAGGUUCGCACCAGCAGGAAGCCUCGAAAGACCACACGCAAACAAUGACAGAUAUUCAAGAACUGUCACGCCUACCUCGACCGACAGAUACAACACUCUUUCAACUGAUAAGGGACGAAAAACUCCCGAGAGGUACCUCGACAGAUACCACACAAUAUCCCACGAGAAAGACAGAUGUAAACCGGAAAGAUACGCUCAAACGGAACAGUUCAAUAUGCACGGAGACAAGGAUAGAAAAGGAUCGGGAGAUCGGUACAUACUUCAAGGUGACGUCAUCGUCGACCGACAAACGUCAACAUCGGAAGUGUGCUACGGCAACGAUCACCACAAGGGAGAUAAGAGGGAGAGGUCAGGAUCUGGCGACAGAAAAUCGAGACAUCAAUAUCAACACGACCAGUUUCUUCCUGAUACUUACCAGAGUGAUAGGUAUCCUCCUAUACCUUGCCCUGAACGGUUUGCAACGGAAAACGGAUACAGCGAAUCGAACUAUUUGGAACCUCCUUCUCCCGCUCCUGCUAGCGAUAGGUUCAUCCCGCCACCGCCUCUUUCUCCAGGCAGCACACCGACCACUCCCAAUUGCUUUACCAACAGUCAUUUCCCACCUUCUACCACAGUACCCGAUAAGUUCAUUCCACCACCACCACUUACAACUACGGAUACCAUGGAAACGUUCCCUUCGGGGAAAAAUGAAAAGAGCUACCAAUAUCCCCACCACGACAGGUUCAACCAACAACAGCAACAGCAGCACAGGUACGGUGAGGUGCAGUAUGGUGCCGAUAGGUACAAAGUGAGCAGUGAAGGUUAUCAUGGUCCUAGCGAUAAGUAUGUGAGUAACGAAAGAUACGAAAUGGGCAGGUAUGGUCCGCAGAAUCCGCAUAUGCCGGUCGAACGCUACGUUCCUCAGCAACAACCAGAGGACUAUUACGGUUUCCAGUACGACAGGUACUCGGUGAAGAUCAACGCCAACGAUCCUUACAUGAGGAGAGACCUGUCGAACCUCCAAUAUAGGAUUCCCUUCCAGAACCAGUACCAGAAAGUUCGGUAUAUCGGUACCCCGAGCAGGACCAAGUGCUGCCAGUACUCGGAAGGGUACCACCUGUCGAAAUCGAGUCCCGGUUCUAGCUCCAGCAGCUCCGUGGCCAGCCAGAACAAGGAGCACCAUCCCAAGGAGGGAGCCGUGGCUGUAGCGCCACCCUGUGUCAAUAAUGUAAAUGUCAGUCUUCAAGAUAUUCAGUGCCAAAACUUCAAACAAUCAAAUUACCCGCAGGAGAAGGUAAGCCAGUGCGUCGGGGUGUGCAGCAGUUCGAAAGAAUGUCUUGCCUUCGUGUCGCCGAAUCUGAGGGUGGCAAGCAGAGGACAGUGCAGACACAGCAUCUGUGUGAAUCCCUCGGUGGAGUACGUAGCGAGUAACGGGACUAGACGCGUGUGUGCCACCCCUCCUCCGAGAGGUACUAUUUGCUCGCAGGACUGUACGAAAUACAAUGAAACUUGUUGUGCAAGAGCCAGGGGACAGACGUCUUUUACUGUCGCUAUAUGGCGGUCUUCACCGGCGCAAAUGAACCAGGGCCAGCCGCAGCAACCCCAGGCGCAGCCACAGCAAGAACAAUCGGCGGCGGCUGCCGCCUCCAGCAGCAGCAGCAGCAACGUCAACCAGGCCGCCGACAAUGACCAGACGGCGGAAGCGUCGAUCGCAUCGAAUGACUCCAAAACGACGGUGCAGACCACCCCUCAGCCCCCCAUCGUGAGGACCACUGCACAAUUGCCGGUGCAUUCCAGGGCGGUGUCGAUGCCGGCGUCGUCGACCGCCGACGUCGACAGGAUCCAGAGGCCGCCGAAGAACAGGGGCGGCGUCAACUAUUCGCAGAGCGAGAGGAUACCGAACAGGCCGACCCUGGAGAGAUCGGUGUCGAAGAAGGAGAUGAUCAAGAAUUAUAUCAAGAAGGAGACGGCCACGUUUUUCGGGGUCGGGGAGGAUAACGAGGCCGAACAGCAUAAUCUGUGGUUGGACAGGAGGAAACGGAUGGCUUCUAGAGCCUACGGACCGCUGAAAGAAGAAUAUCGCGCUUCAACACUACGCGCCCACAGGCGAACAGUAUCGGAAUUACCAACACGAACGACAGCCACUUCCGGCCAACUUAUAGCAGAAAGACCUGAUGUUUUGCCAGGGCCCAGUGACGUACCAGACGGGGAUGAAGUUUCCAGAAAUGUUACCCUUAGGAGGAAGGAAUCUGUGGCUAGGAUGACUUGGGAUGGAUUGAGCUAUGUUGUAACGACAUUAACGAGACAGAGGCCAAGACCACGGUCGCAAAACAACCAAUGGUCUCGAAGUUUUCCAGCUGAUGUGCCUGCUCAGGAGCCAGCAGGCGAAGAUGACACUUUCUUCGAACCGGCUGAAAGCGCAGUUCUUCCAAGACUGUCAGAUGGUGCAGCAGACACAGUAGACGGUAGAGGAUCGGGAGACAUAGCGGAAAGAAUGCAUUCCCAAGAAAGAUACACCGCACAGAGAGUAAGCAGUGGCUGGAGACGAGACGUCCCACGUGGCAGCUCAAGGCAGUUGGCGAAAGUAGGGAAGAGCAAGAUAUCAAAUUGUUUAGAUAAUCUCCUCGACAACUCAGACAGGAGACAGUAUGGAAUGGGUUGGGUAGGACGUAUGUUUGGGAGGACCUUCAAAAAAUCAGUAGUCUACGAUGAAACAAUACAGGAUCAACUAGACGAUUUGGAAGAUCAUAGGCCCAUGUUCACAUAUUGGGUUACCAUAGUCCAAAUAUUGGUGCUAUUCAUUUCCUUAGUUUGUUAUGGUUUCGGACCUUUCGGUAUAGAUCUUCAGUCGAGAUCUGGACAGGUGUUAGUUACAAGUCUCUCACUGCAACAGGUUGACUAUCUGGAACCAGCAACCUUCUGGUUUGGACCAAGAGCGGCAGAUCUCAUACAUUUAGGAGCGAAAUUUGCACCAUGCAUGAGGGUGGACGCAGAAAUAAGUCAAGAAAUCGAGAAAAUACGAACAAUAGAAAGAGAAACCGCUUGCUGCAUAAGAAAUGAUGAUUCUGGAUGUGUACAGUCGUCCAAAGCUGAUUGUUCUCUUCGAGGACUGAAGCCAACGGUAGGUCCAGAAGUAUCAGUGCGUUUCUUGAAUCACAGCCUAACACAUAAACACCAAUUCUUACAGGAAACAAUAUCGACUUGGAAGAAAUGGUCAGAUAAAAAUUAUGGCCCAGGUGGCCGUAUAUCUGGCUCUGUGUGUGGACUCGAUCCAAAGUUUUGCGAUGCUCCUGCUAGCGUGCAUCCUUACGAAUGGCCUGACGAUAUCACCAAAUGGCCGAUUUGUCGGAAGACGAAUGCCUCCAAGCAGAACAGGACCAGAAUGGACACCACUGGUAGAGACAAACAUCUAGAACACAUGGUCUGUGAAAUCAUUGGACAUCCUUGUUGUAUAGGAAUCCACGGUCAAUGCAAAAUAACAACGAAGGAAUAUUGUGACUUUGUCAGGGGUAAUUUUCAUGAGGAAGCGUCUUUGUGUUCCCAGGUUUCGUGCCUGAAUGACGUUUGCGGUAUGCUCCCCUUCUACUUUCCUGAAACUCCAGACCAGUUCUACCGACUCUGGACUUCAAUAUUUCUACAUGCAGGCGUUUUGCAGUUGGCUCUUACUGUUGUCAUCCAGUAUUUUCUCAUGAGAGAUUUGGAAAAGCUCACGGGAAGUUUGAGAAUAUGCCUGAUUUACAUGGGAUCAGGAGUUGCUGGGAACUUAGCUAGUGCUAUUUUUGUACCAUAUAGAGCUGACGUUGGUCCAGCGGGCUCACAAUUCGGCCUUCUGGCCUGUCUCAUCGUGGAAGUCAUCAACGUUUGGCCGAUGCUGAAGCACCCAAGACGCGCGUUGGGCAAACUCCUAGGCAUCACCUUCGUUCUCUUCCUCGUCGGUCUCCUACCCUGGGUGGACAACUACGCCCACCUCUUCGGUUUCGCGUUCGGAUUUCUCCUCUCCUACGCCCUCUUGCCCUUCAUUUCCUUCGGUUCGUACGAGAGACAGAAGAAGAUAAUACUCAUAUGGGUCUGUCUCCUCUCCGGGGGCAUCCUCUUCAUCUUCCUGGUGAUCUUGUUUUAUAUCACGCCCGUCUAUAACUGUAAGAUAUGUUCGUACUUCAAUUGUUUGCCGUUGACUAGAGACUUCUGCGCCUCCCAGAAUAUCAAUUUCAAGCGCGAGGAACCCAUAGUAUGACAAAAGAGUUUACGGUACAUUACCGUAAUUGUUUUCAUUCUAUUCGAUCACUUGAGUCAAAACACAGAUGCGGGUCAUAUAAGACGUUGAAAAAUCUUCGAUUACCUUCGAUCGAAUUUGGAUUAUUUGCAAAUUUUAAGAGGGUACACCACCACGUGGUAUGUCAAUAUUUUCCCAAAGAGGAGGGACAAAAAUAAUGCGCGUAUUUGCUGGACUAAUUGAAUGACCAGCAAACGGGGUCCCAGGGGGGUCAUGACCUCCCUCAAAAAUUGGAACCACCUAACACUCAAUAUGCGUUUCAAGCAGACAAUGUACGAAAUGGUCCCAUAAAAAAACUUGAAGCCCAUAACGGCGACCCCCCCAAAAUUUAAGGCUAGAACCGCCUUUGAUGAUCAAUAGAAGUUAGGAAUAUUACGUUAAUUCCAACUCUCGUCGAUAUCGAGCAUUUUUAUAGUAUUAAACAAAACUAUAAAUUUGCCCCUUUUGUGAGGAUUUUUUUCACGAAUAUUUUCCAAAUAUAUCAGAGCUAUUUCCUUGCGGAAAACGAAAAGUAAUUAUUUUUUUUUUAAUGAUGAAUUGAAAAUAUUGCAAUGUAGAUUAUUGUUCACAGAAAUUAUGUUGAACCCCCCCAUAAAAAUCGGUUAUUUGUAUGAAGAAAUAUCUCUAAUUUCGUUUUGAACUGAGCAGUCAUGUGGUGGUGGUCUCUCUUAAUGAUCAACACAAGUAAUUCUCAUUUUGAACAAGGAUUUGACUUUGAAAGAACAAGCGAUGGAUUUUGAGUAAAAAUUAAUGAGAGAUAAAAAUGUUCAUCAGCAACAUAAAAACAAUAUAAAAAAAAUUAAAAAGAAAAAUGAAUCAUGAAAGAAUAUACAAUGAAACAACAUCAAUACAUUAAUGUCCUUCAACAAUAUUCCUCAUAAUUGAUAAAUUUAUGUAUUGAAUUUCGGAAAACCUCAAUUUCCACUUGUUGAAUGAUACUAAUAAUUCGAGUCAUAGCCUGCUAUUGGGAAAAAGUUCAUCAUGUUACUUUUUUGUUAGAACAAGACGGAAAUCUAUUCCUAUCAAUAUUUUCGAUUGAACUAAAGUUUAUUGAUAUUUCAAUGUCUUUAUGACCCGAUUGUUGUCCACCAAUUUGCCGUAAUGAAGGUGAGUUUUUGAUUUGUGUAUUUCGACAUUACUCUGUUAAAUCCAAGUGAAAAUUAAAAUUCUCUUUCAAAAUUAAUAUAUCAGAUACUAAAAGAAGCUUCGCAAGAACCUUUCGAAAAGAAAAAACGAUAUAUCUCAAAUAUUCAUAUCUAUUGAUUCUUCUGCAAUAUCAAAAUCUUUUGCUGUUUUUUUAAAGUACGAAAAAGACUCCUGGUUUGUGAAUCAGUGCCGGUUUGAGGUCUUUUUAAGCCCUAAUCAAAAAAAAAAUUGAUUUGAAUAUUCAAUUUUAUUAUAAAAAUAAAUAUCAAAUUAAAAAGAAGAGUUUUCGCAUGAAAAAUUAUGAAAUUUGAAAAUCUAAUAUCACUUAAAGCAAAAUUGAGACUCAACAUUCUUUUUCGCGACAAACUGAUGUAUUAUUAUUGAGUCACAAUUUAGUUUUUUCACUGCACUAUAUUUUAUGAAUGAAAGUGAUAGUUCAUUGAGAGCCGAUAGGAUAAUUCACAUGACGCAUUUGAAAUAGUAUUUGAAAAAGGUGUUUUGGCCUUCUGCACGACCUCAAACUUUUCAUGAAUCUUGUUUUUUUUAAUUUGUUUAAAUUCUUGCGAUUUGAGAAUUAAUACUUUCAUUCUUUAAAUGUUUUUUCGGUUCGUCGAUACAAUUUUCAAAUACUAGGAUAUUUAUGAUUAGAUUGCGGCUACUCUUAGGAUUUUGUAUGAUUCUUAGAAACUCAGACAGGAGAUCCCCAUAAUAUACAUAAUAUACUUUCUCUAACUGAUGAAAUACUAGAAAUACCGGCAUUGAAAAGAAUUUUUCUCUAAUUCUGUGAUUAUUCCGUUCAUUCUUCCCAUCUUGUAGAACAAAAUUGUGCGAGAAUAUAUCAGAAACGCACAGUUUUCAUGGUUAUAUUUCAUUAUUAUAUGUUGGUACU